AUGUAUUAUUAUGAUCAAACAGUGAAACCAAGAGCAAAUACGCAUACAAGUGCAAGCAGCUCAUAUAGUUAUCCUUACCAGAACUACUCGACGGCAGCUGACACUUCAGCGAUGGUCGCUGGCGACAUGCUUGGCUCCUCACCUCAGCCCCUGCCUAUUGUCAACAGCGGCAAUAGCAAUGGCAGCUCGAUGCACAACCAACCUCGCGUGCCUCGUAAGCGAUCAACCAGCGAGAGUGGCUCCACCCCCAACUCUUCAUCACCGGCAUCCUUCAACAAAAGAUAUGGCGGCGGUGGCGGCGGUGCACCGCCAAUGUAUCACAAACCACAUGGCGGCGCAGAUUACAAUGUGAUGGGACUUCCACCUCAUCACCAUCCUCACCAACAACAACAACAACAACACAUGCCCUACCAAUACCAGUACAGCCACAACAACAAUGGUCAUGCCGACGAGACUGAGCCGGCCUUCUUCACGGAGCUGGAGAAGGAGCUGCCCAAGCUGAUGGAGAAGUAUCUGGGCGAGAACGACUCGGUCUUUAGCGAAAACCGCAAUCAGCGAUCAGCCAUCUAUCCCAUACUCAAGGAGUACCUAAAGGACUUUAACUAUCACACCGAAGAACGAAGGCGGCAUCCAGACUCUACACAAAAGACUCGAUGGCAGGAGAUUGCCGAGAAACUGUUUUCCAUCACAUUGUGGAGUUGGAAUGAAUAUAGAGACAAUGUGUUCGAUCCUUCAAAGCCACAGCAUAUUGAGGAGUUGACUAAACUCCGCGAAAAGUCAAGACAGCGCGAAGAGAAGGAACUGGAAGAUAUCAUUACAAACUAUUUGUCCAUCAGG
Molecule: messenger RNA, 837 nt
Organism: Acytostelium subglobosum LB1
Lineage: Eukaryota; Evosea; Eumycetozoa; Acytosteliales; Acytosteliaceae
Exons: 2
Source: RefSeq, a predicted model, not a curated record